UUAGAGACGAGCGGCAGACUUAUUGAAUUGAUUUGAAGAAAUAAAAGAAAGAAGCAGAGGCGAAUCCCCUCGAGAGGUCUGAGACCGCAAACAAGGAAGAAGUGGCCGGCGAACACGGAGGCGUUUGCAAAGGAAGAGUCGCCGGCGAAGGAUGGAGGUGAUGGCAGUGAAGAAUGCUUGAAGACGAAGGAGCAGACGACGAACAAGGAUGGAUGACGAUGACUAUGAGGAUGCUGGUGGUGGCAAUCGAUUCUUGGGGUUUAUGUUUGGAAAUGUGGAUAAUUCUGGUGAUCUUGAUGCUGAUUAUCUCGACGAGGAUGCUAAGGAACAUCUUGAUGCAUUGGCUGAUAAGCUGGGUUCAACUUUGACAGAUAUCGAUUUGUCAACGAAGUCAGCAAAAACACCAUCGGACGCUGUUGAACCAGACUAUGAUGCAAAGGCUGAAGACGCAGUUGAUUAUGAAGAUAUUGAUGAAGAGUACGAUGGUCCAGAGAUUGAAGCUGCUGGUGAGGAAGAUCAUUUAUUGCCAAAAAAGGAAUAUUUUUCUACUGAAGUUUCUUUGGCUACGCUGGAGCCCACAGUUUCUGUAUUUGAUGAUGAAGACUAUGAUGAGGACUUUGAAAAGGUGCAUGAUGUUAUAAAUAGCAGUGUCGAAGCUCGAACUACCCAUGCGUCAGAUGAGAAAGGUGAGUGCCUUGAGGUGGCUUAUGAAGGAGAAAAAUCUGUUGCAGAUGAUGAUAUACAAUCUGCUUCUCUCAAUAAUGAAGUUAUAACCAGUAGUGCAGAAGAAUUGCUCGAGGAGACACCUGAAGUACAGAAAAAACUACUGGACGAGAAAGCUCAUACUCCCUUACCUGUAUUGUGCAUGGAAAAUGGGAUGGCGAUCUUACAGUUUUCUGAAAUUUUUGGUGUUCACGACAGUUUGAAGAAAAAGGAGAAGAGAGAAUCUAGAUAUUGUACUCGUAGAGAUAAAUAUAGGUCUGUGGAUGUAUCUGAUAUUGUUGAAGAGGAUGAAGAGGCAUUCUUACAUGGCUUCAGUCAAGGUGUAUCGUGUGUGAAACCAGCAUCUGUCGUAAAAGAUGAUACUACUAUGUUUAAUCUGGAUGACCCAGAAUUUACUAAAUUUGGUGUAGUGCAAGGGGUUGAUGUAAUGGCUGCAAGAGUGGACUGGCGUCAAAAAGACAAUUGUUGUGGUGCAGAACCCAUGAAACAAGUCUUUGCAGAAAAUAUUUCCAUUGGAUCAAAUUCAUUAUUGUUUAAAAAAUUUUACCCCCUUGAUCAGCAAAAUUGGGAAGAGGGGAUUUUGUGGGAUAAUUCUCCGGUCUUAAGUAAGAACUCUGCUGGUAGUUGUGAGGUAUCUGGAUCUGAUCUGGAAGAUUCAGUUAGUAGUGAUGUGGAACAACAAGUUUCUAUUCAGAUAGUUCGAUCAGAGCACCAUAUAGAUCCAAAUGACAGGAGACAGAGGCUUUCCCAGCACGACCUUCCAUUACUGGAGCCUUUUGGCUCAAGGAAAUUUUCAGGGCCAGAAGAACCUUUCUCACCAGAAAUGAUUUAUCAUCCUCAAAUGUUGAGACUAGAAUCCUGGAAGGAUGUGGACGGAUCCUGCCAAUCAGAGGGUACGAGGGAAAAUUUUUCAGAGGAGCAUCAAAGCAAUGCUAUAAGAUGCUUUAGUAAAUUUUCCCCAAAGAACAGAAGAAUGUUGGAAGGUUCUUGGUUAGACAAAGUAUUAUGGGAAUCAGAUGAACCCAUUGAAAAACAAAAAUUUAUCUUUGAUCUUGAAGAUGAACAUAUGCUUUUUGAAAUCUCAGAUGAAAAGGAAUCUAAAUACAUUCAGUUUCAUGCUGGAGCUAUGAUUUUAACACGGUCAUCAAUGUCAGUCAAUGGAAAUUCUUUUGAGAUAUCUGGCAGUGGAGGUCAAGGUGGCUGGAGAUUUGUUUCUAAUGACAAACACUAUUCCAAUAGAAAAGCAUCUCAGCAACUCAAAUCAAAUUCUAAAAAACGUUCUGUUCAUGGUGUCAAAGUUUUCCAUUCGAAACCUGCGAUGAUGUUGCAGACAAUGAAGCUAAAGUUGAGCAACAAAGAGCUAGCUAAUUUUCAUCGGCCUAAAGCUUCAUGGUAUCCCCAUGAUAACGAGAUGGCUGUCAGAGAGCUACAGAAGUUGCCUACUCAAGGACCAAUGAAGAUUAUUCUGAAAAGUUUAGGAGGCAAAGGCAGCAAACUUUUUGUGGACUCUGAGGAGACUGUUUCGGCUCUCAUGGCCAAAGCUUCAAAGAAGCUAGAUAUGAAGUCAUCUGAAAUAGUGAAAGUAUUUUAUUCUGGAAAAGAGCUUGAACGAGAAAAAUCUUUAGCUGCCCAAAAUGUGCAACCAAAUUCCUUACUUCAUCUUGUUCGUUCGAAAAUAUUUGUAAUGCCAUGGACACAACAUUUACGUGGUGAUAGUAAAUCCGUGAGAUCUCCUGGGGCAUUCAAAAAGAAAUCUGAUCUUUCUGUGAAAGACGGACAUGUGUUUUUGAUGGAGUAUUGUGAAGAAAGGCCUUUACUUUUGGGCAACAUUGGAAUGGGGGCAAGAUUGUGCACUUAUUACCAAAAAUCAUCCCCUGAUGAUCAAACUGGUGCAUUAUUGCGAAAUGGGGGUGAUAGCUUAGGGCAUGUCAUUGUCCUUGAACCUUCUGAUAAAUCUCCUUACAUUGGAGAUAUAAAAGGUGGCUCAGUACAGGCAUCUCUUGAAACAAACAUGUACAGGUCACCUAUAUUCCCCCAUAAGGUGCCAAUGACUGACUAUAUAUUGGUUCGUUCUGCAAAGGGGAAGCUUUCCCUCAGACGUAUUGACAGAAAUUUUGCAGUUGGCCAGCAGGAGCCGUUGAUGGAGGUGUUUUCUCCUGGAACAAAGUCUCUUCAAAUGUUUAUGAUGAAUAGAUUAACUUUAUAUAUAUUUCGUGAAUUCCUUGCUGCUGAAAAGCGUAGAAGACUUCCUUACAUUCGUGUUGAUGAACUACCUUCUCAGUUUCCGUAUCUGUCUGAGACUGUGAUUAGGAAGAAAUUGAAGGAAUAUGCUCUUCAACAGAAAAGUUCUAAUGGACAAACCAUUUUGAUUAAGAAGCGUAAUGCAAGUAUUUCUUUGAAGAAAGAUGCUGUGACACCCGAGGAUGUAUGCAAGUAUGAAAGCAUGCAAGCUGGUCUGUACCGCCUUAAACAUUUGGGAAUUACUGAGGUCCAUCCCUCCGCAAUUUCAUCUGCAAUGAGUAGACUUCCUGAUGAAGCUAUUACUCUGGCUGCUGCAUCUCAUAUUGAAAGAGAGUUGCAGAUAACUCCCUGGAACUUGAGUAGCAAUUUUGUUGCUUGUACGACCCAGGGAAAAGAAAAUAUAGAGCGGUUGGAAAUUACAGGUGUUGGUGAUCCAUCUGGCCGUGGACUUGGUUUCAGUUAUGUUCGUUCAGUUCCAAAAGCACCUAUUUCUAAUGCAUCUUUGAAGAAAAAAGCAGCUUCUAGUCGAGGAAGCUCUGCAGUUACAGGAACAGAUGCUGACCUACGUAGGUUGAGCAUGGAUGCCGCAAAAGAGGUUCUUCUCAAGUUUGAUGUAUCUGAGGAACAGAUCGCAAAACUGACCAGAUGGCACCGAAUUGCUAUGAUACGCAGGCUUUCAAGUGAGCAAGCGGCUUCUGGGGUGCAAGUUGAUCCAACAACCAUCAGCAAGUAUGCACGUGGCCAGCGAAUGUCCUUUCUGCAACUGCAGCGUCAGACGAGGGAAAAGUGUCAAGAAAUUUGGGAGCGGCAAAUUCAGAGUCUUUCAACCUCAGAUGGUGCUGAGAAUGAGAGUGACUCUGAAGGAAAUAGUGACCUGGAUUCCUUUGCUGGAGAUUUAGAAAAUUUGCUGGAUGCUGAGGAAUUUGAAGAUGAAGUUGAUACAUUUGAGAUCCGACAUGAAAAGACUGAUGGGGUCAAGGGUCUUAAAAUGAGGAGACGUCCAUCCAUUGCUCAAACAGAAGAGGAAAUUGAAGAUGAAGUGGCUGAAGCUACAGAGUUGUGCAGGUUGCUGAUGGACGAUGAGGCUGAGAGGAGGAGGAAGAAGAAGAAGAAUAAAGUCAUGGGAGAAGCAAUAUUGGUGCCAGGCCUACAAGCUAGUUUCGGUCAUGAGAUUCCUCAGCAGACCAGGCAUCUUGUUAGUAUUGCCCAACCUGAUAUAGCCUAUACUUCUAAAGAAAAUAUAAGAGAUCAAAAGGAGGUGGAAAGUAUUAUUAAUAGAAAAGACAAGUCUGGAAAGUUCAAACCCAUGAAGAAAAAUUAUAGUUCAGAGAUGAGCCUACUCAAUAAGAAACUGAAGAUAUCAGGAGACAAAGUCAAGAAUUUCAAGGAGAAGAAAUCAGCUCGAGAAAGCUUCGUGUGUGGAAAGUGUGGUCAGUUUGGACACAUGCGGACAAACAAGAACUGCCCCAAGUAUGGAGAAGAUAUGGAAACACCGGAGACAACAGAUCAAGAAAAAGUAUCUAUAAAGUUGAAUACCGUGGACCCAUCAAGCCAAUCCCAUCAGAAAGCUCACACUAAGAAGGUUACACCUAAAACCAUCACAAAAAUUUCUACAACUGAGACAUUUGAAGGUGAAAAAUCUACAUUGAUGGCAAAAAUGCUUCCAGUCAAAUUCAAAUGCAGCUCGAGUGAGAAGCUUUCUGACAAUCUUAGUCCUGGAGUGCCGCAGACUUCCGACUUGCCAUUCAAUUCUGACAAUGAAACUGGAAAAUCUGUUGUCAAGGUUAACAAGAUCACGUUUUCUAAGAAGAGAAAUGAAGACAUUCAGUUUGAAUCUCAUAAACCCUCAAUUGUGAUACGACCUCCUGAUGCUAAAAAAGUUUAUGCUGAAGCUCAUAAGCCCUCCAUUGUAAUAAGACCACCAACAAGUAUUGAUAGAGACAGAAUGGAAUUUCCCAGACGCUCGGCCACCGUAGUAAGGUCACCAGCUGAAACAAAAAGAGAGAAGCUUAACAAAAAACUCAUAAUCAAAAGGCCAAAAGAGGUUAUUGAUUUGGAUCAGAUGGGUUUUGAUGCGAGUGCUGGUAUGCAAUACAGGAAGACUAAAAGAAUAGUUGAGCUGUCGAGUUUCGAAAAUCAUACAAGGCCUGGAAGCAUGAGUUCAGCUGAGUCUGGAAAAAAGAAAGUUAGAGAAGAUCAAAUAUGGUGGGAAAAGCAAGAGAGGCAGAAAAAUGAAGAGAGACUAAGAGAAGAGAAGGCGAGGAGGGUUUACAAGGAAGAAAUGAGGAUGCGGGAUGAACAAGAGAAGUUAGCAGAGAUUAGAAGAUUUGAAGCCAGCAUUAGAAGUGAUAAGGAGGAAGAAGAACGUAUAAAAGCAAAGAAGAAGAAGAAGAAACGAAUCCCGGAAAUAAUGGAUGACUAUAUGGAGGACCCCAGAUCAAGACAAAGGAUUCCAGAACGAGAUCGCGUUGUGAAAAGGAAGCCUAUUGAGUUGGGAAGACAUGGUGCAGAGCACGCAUCAUCGACAAAGCGCCGUAGAGGGGGAGAGGUCGGUUUGUCGAAUAUUUUGGAGCGGAUUGUGGAGGCCCUCAAAGACAACUUCGAAAUUUCUUAUCUCUUUUUAAAACCAGUGUCCAAGAAGGAGGCUCCUGACUACCUCGAUAUCAUAGAGCGUCCAAUGGAUCUUUCUACCAUCAGAGAGAAGGUUAGAAAGUUGGAAUACAAGACCAGGGACGAGUUCAGAACUGACGUAUGGCAGAUAAUGUAUAAUGCUCACAUGUAUAAUGAUGGGCGCAACCCAGGUAUUCCUCCCCUAGCAGACAAGCUUUUGAUGCAUUGUGACAAUCUAUUAAACGAAAAUGACGAUGAAUUGACUGAAGCCGAAAUCGGAAUCGAGUAUAGGGAUUCAUAGGGGUGGAGUACUUUUCGGAUUGAGCCUUUUGUGUAGUAUAUACAUGUAGUCUAGUGUAGUGGGGCAGACCCCUCAUCUCCAUGGCAAGUAACUUAACAUAUAGCGUUCAGUUUAGGAAAGGUGGUAGCAAUUCGUCGAAGAGAGUUAAGGGUAAGAAGGCAGGUGUAGAACACGACCUUGCCCAAUUGAAUGUUUUGCCAAAAAGAUUAAAGAGAGAUUUGAGGGUUAGAACUUGUUGAUUAACCAGCGUUUCAUAGCGUAUAGCCAUGUAUAUAAAACCCGAGUUGAAAAUUUUUUGGGGUUCAAUAGAAAUGUAUUUUAUUGUCACCAUAGUGAUGUCCAUACGAAUGUAUGUAAAACCUGAGUUGAAACUUCUGUUUGGGGAUUAAUAUUAAUGUAUUUUGUUUCCCCCAAAGUUGCUAUUGACACAUUUUAUACCUAAGGUCAAGUGGUUUGUGUUUUCAGUAAUUGACUGUAGAGGCAAGAAAAGAAAAUAGGAAAUAUAUUUUUAGUUGGCUGAA
This is a messenger RNA of Momordica charantia (bitter melon), 6396 nucleotides long. It is a transcript of the gene HAF01, whose product is annotated as HAC13 protein (HAC13). The record is from RefSeq and is a predicted model, not a curated record. Gene Ontology annotation, cellular component: transcription factor TFIID complex. Lineage: Eukaryota; Viridiplantae; Streptophyta; Magnoliopsida; Cucurbitales; Cucurbitaceae. Gene Ontology annotation, biological process: transcription by RNA polymerase II; RNA polymerase II preinitiation complex assembly. Gene Ontology annotation, molecular function: TBP-class protein binding; RNA polymerase II general transcription initiation factor activity; histone acetyltransferase activity.